Messenger RNA from Entamoeba histolytica HM-1:IMSS, 1467 nucleotides. RefSeq lists its product as uncharacterized. The transcript has 2 exons. The record is from RefSeq and is a predicted model, not a curated record. NCBI's taxonomy places the organism in Eukaryota, Evosea, Mastigamoebida, Endamoebidae. The coding region runs from base 1 to 1467 and encodes 488 amino acids.
AUGAGAAUUAAUAAAGCACAAAUUAUCAAUUUCUUUCAGUCAUUAAAAAUGAAAAUAUUUUUUCAAAUACAUCAACAUGCUCCAAUGUGUUUAAUUUGGACUGCAUUAAUAUUAAUUCAAUUACUAACUGGAUAUGUUAUUUUAAAAACUAAUGUUGGUGUUGUAAGUGAAAUUUAUUCAAUUCAAAAUAUUUAUUAUGAAGAAACUGAAUUACCAAAUACUUUUAUUUUAGAAUUACCAAAUAUUCCAAUUAUUGCUACUAAUGCUUCAAAAAACCAUUUUCAUUAUAGAAAUUCAACUUUUGAUUAUUCAUCAGUUUCUGCUUAUUAUUUAUCAUUAUUAUAUACUGAGUAUUUGCAUUUAAAUGCUAGAUUAGGGCAUAACAAUUAUGCAUCAAUUUCUCCUAAUAAAUUAGAUGAAUUAGUUCGUAACGAAUUUCAAGGUGAUUGUAUUAAUGACCAACUUAAAAGUGAGUGUCAAUAUUAUAAAUUAUUUGGUGGUUAUUCUGGUAUUUCAUUUGAUAUUAUUAAAGAAAGAGGACAACCAACAGAUGUAUUUGUAUUACCUAAAUUAGAUACAUUAAUGAAUAUAUCAAAUUAUGAUAUAGUUAAUUUAACUUCUAUUCAAAUUUCAGUUAAUCAAUAUAAAAAAUAUCAUAAAGUUAAUGAUAUUAAAAGAGCUUUAUUUGAAAAUAAAGCUCCAUUAAUUCUUAACCAUCCAGAAUAUAAAAGGUGUAGAAAUCUUGGUAGUUUAACUGAAGAAAAUAUUAAAUGUACAAAUGCUAUUAGUAAAAAUGGAAAGUAUGGUGUGGAUGAAAUACAAUAUCAUUCAGGAUAUGUAUCAUCAUCAGUUAUUGUUGGAUGGAAUGAAGAAGGAUUUAUUGUUAGAGGAAAAGAAUUAGGACAUACAAAAGAAUAUUAUUUAGGUAAAAUGUCAACUACAGAAGAUAUAUAUUUAUGUGGAAAUACAUAUGCAUUUGAUUCAUGGAUAUCAUAUAAUGAAUCAUUUGAUAUUUUUGAUGCAACUAAAUUAAAAUAUAAAAGAAAUAAAGAAUAUGAUGAUAUUAUUGGAACUCAAUUAAAUAAUGGUCAAGAAUAUUAUAUUUGUGGUGAUGGUAAGAAAGCAAAAGUUGAAUAUUCUUCAAAUAAAAAAUUAGGUCAAAUUAGAUUAAAGCCAACUACUAAUUUAUUACAAGAAAUUACUAUUUCUGGAUGGGAAGAACUUUUUGAAACAGUACUUAUUCCAUCACAACAAGAAGAUGGUAUUUCUGAAUUACAAGAAUGUUUUUAUAAUAUUCUUCCAUAUAAUGUAUAUUUUGAUUAUUAUUCUCAUUCAUCUAACAAUUAUGGUAUUAUCGGUGCUAAACAUUAUAACUUCACUUUUAGUGGUAAAACUUUACCUGAAGAGUAUUAUUCAACUUGUCAUGAUAUUAUCAUUGAAGGAGCUUAUGUUAUCAAAAUCUUAUAA